Pteronotus mesoamericanus is the source of this 5704-nucleotide messenger RNA. RefSeq names its product mucin 19, oligomeric (gene MUC19). Gene Ontology annotation, molecular function: protein binding. The record is from RefSeq and is a predicted model, not a curated record. The coding region runs from base 61 to 5667 and encodes 1868 amino acids. NCBI's taxonomy places the organism in Eukaryota, Metazoa, Chordata, Mammalia, Chiroptera, Mormoopidae. The transcript has 42 exons.
CUUGAGCAUCUCUUUCUCCAGGAUGACUUGUCUCCAUUUCUAGGUUCCCAAAUCAUUACCAUGAAGUUGGUCUUUUUGUACUUGGUUGUGACACUUUGUGUCCUCUGCAAAGAUGGUGAAGCCUCAUUUUACAGAUCAGAAUCAGAAAAAGGAUCCCAUAUUCCAGAAGCAACUCCAAAAUACUCAGAAACAAGUGCUAUAAUUGGUGAAGCUUCUACUUGGGGCAAAGGAGCAUAUAAAGCUUUCAACGGCCGUAUCUUCUCCUUUGAGUCAUCCUGCGCCUACAUUUUCUGCCGUCACUGCGUUGACUCGGGAGAUUUCAAUAUUGAGAUCAAACGAGGCAAUGAGAGUGAGAUUGAAAAAAUAACAGUUGUAUUGGACAGUAAUGACAUCUCUAUAUCUGGUGAUACCAUUUUAGUUAAUGGAGAAAGUGUACAGAUACCAUAUAACAAUAAGCUGAUCCAUAUUAAAAAAUAUGGAGAAUACAAUGUCCUGAAUAGCCGUAGAGGAGUCUUGUCUUUGAUGUGGGACAAAAAUAACAAACUCUCACUCACUCUUCACAAGCAAUAUCCAACCUGUGGUCUUUGUGGUAAUUUCAACAGCACUCCAGGAGAAGAUAUCAAUGAGCACAUUGCCAAUAGCAAAAUUCCUGGUGAUUGUCCCAAAACUCUUACUAAGAACUAUGAAACUUGUGAAGAUGGAGUACAGCACUGUAACAAAAUUAUUGGAAUCUACUUUGAGAAAUGUGGAAAGGUUACUGCUUUAGCCAGUGACUACAAAAUGAUCUGCAUUGAUGAGUACUGCCAACACAGAGACAAAAAUUCUACAUGUGAUACUUAUUCAGAGCUGUCCCGCCUUUGUGCCUCAGAUGGUCCUGGCACCUAUGAAUCCUGGCGAGAAGAUUCUGAUGUGGUUUGUGAAAAGCCUAGUUGCCCGGAAAAACAUAUCUACAAAGAAUGUGGCCUCUCAAAUCCUGCAACUUGUUCUAAUUUGGUUCCUUUUCAAGACAGUGAAUGUGUGAGUGGCUGCACCUGCCCAGAAGGUUAUCUAUUGGAUGACAUUGGAGAGAAAGGGAGAUGUGUAUUAAAGGAUCAAUGUCCCUGUGAAUCUAAUGGAACAGUCUAUCAAUCUGGAGAAGUCCGAAAAGGACCUUGUGGUUCUCAGUGCACAUGCCAGGAAGCAAAGUGGUCUUGCACUGAAGCAUUGUGUCCUGGAAGGUGUAAGGUGGAAGGAAGUUCAAUUACCACCUUUGAUGGUGAAAAAUAUAACCAUCCUGGGAACUGUCACUUUUUGGCCAUCCACGAUAAAGAUUGGUCUGUCAGUGUUGAGCUUCGUCCGUGUCCAAGUGGUGUGUCAGGAACGUGCUUAAAUAGUGUUACACUCCUCUUGAAUUCGUCUGGUUCGGUUGACAAAUAUGUAUUUAAUAGAGAUGGAACGAUCACAAAUGACCAGGUUGGAAAUCAGCAUUAUUACUAUUCAGAUAAAAUACAGAUAUUCCAGGCAUUCUCCUCAUACUUGCAAGUAGAAACAUGCUUUCAUGUAAAAAUGCAAAUACAGAUUGUUCCUGUGAUGCAAUUAUAUGUUUCCAUGCCACCCAAUGAAUUCACAGACACUCUAGGACUCUGUGGUUCCUACAACAGCAGGGCAGAGGAUGAUUUCAUGUCAAGUCAGAAUAUAUUGGAAAAGUCAUCUCAGGCAUUUGCUGAUUCUUGGGAAAUGAUGUCCUGUCCUAAAGGAAACCCACCUUCAUGCAUCAGUAUAGAAACAGAAAGGUUUGCUGAAAAGCACUGUGAAAUUCUCCUUGAUUCAAGUGGGCCUUUCGCUUCCUGUCAUCCAGUUGUGAAUCCUAAACCAUAUGAGGAGGAAUGCAAAAGACACACGUGCACUUGUGAAAAUAGUCAAGAUUGCCUGUGUACAAUUUUAGGCAACUAUGCGAAAGCAUGUGCUGAGGAGGGAACAUACAUAGUGGGGUGGAGAACCGGACGAUGUGAUGAUUCUUGUCCAAGUGGCCUAGUUUUCAAGUACAAUGCAAAAGCCUGCAAUAGUUCUUGCCGAUCAUUGUCAGAAAGAGAUAGAAGCUGUGAUAUAGAAGAUAUUCCAGUUGAUGGAUGCACUUGCCCUGAUGGGAUGUACCAAGAUAAUGAAGGAAACUGUGUUUCCAAAUCUGAGUGUGACUGCUACUUAAAUGACAAGGUCAUGAAACCAGGCAAACUCAUCCAUAUUGAUGGCAAUAAAUGUGUCUGUCAGGAUGGGAUUCUUCUUUGUCAGACUCCCAUUGAUUUAGCCCUACAGAAUUGCUCUGGAGGGGCUAAAUUUGUUGACUGCAGUGAUCCUAAGGCACAGAGAAGAGUUGACCGUACAUGUAGCACUCGGAACAUACCAACUUUUGAAGAUAACUUGCCUUGCAAACGUGGGUGCUAUUGUCCAGCAGGAAUGGUUCGAAAUUCUAAAGGGCACUGUAUCUUUCCUGAUGACUGCCCAUGCUCCUUUGGUGGACAAGAGUAUGACCAAGGAAGUGUCACCUCAGUAGGCUGCAACAAAUGUACUUGCAUAAAAGGGUCUUGGAACUGUACACAAAAUGAAUGUCAGACUACCUGCCACAUCUAUGGGGAAGGUCAUGUUCAAACUUUUGACAGAAAAAGUUACAGCUUUGAUGGUCUCUGCCAGUAUUCAUUUGUUGAGGAUUAUUGUGGUCAUGCAAAUGGCACAUUCCGUAUUUUAACUGAAAGCGUCCCCUGCUGUGAAGAUGGCCUCACAUGCUCAAGAAAAAUCAUAGUUGCCUUUCAGGAUCAGAAUGUAAUCUUGCAUGAUGGUAGAGUAACGGCAGUCAAAACUACAGAAAGUAGAGAAUGUGAACUCAAUGGAAAUGCAUACUCUGUACAUACUGUUGGCCUGUACUUGAUUCUGAAGUUUUCCAUUGGAAUAACUGUGAUUUGGGACAAAAACACAAGAAUGUCUGUUAUAUUGGACCCACAGUGGAAUGGCAAAGUGUGUGGUCUUUGUGGAAAUAGCAAUGGAGAUCUCAAGGAUGAUUUCACAACACGACACUCAUCAGCAGCUACUGGAGCACUGGAAUUUGGAAAUAGUUGGAAAACUACUCAAGAAUGUUCAGACACAGUAGCUCAAACUUUCCCAUGUGACUCAAACCCAUACUGCAAAGCCUGGGCUGUGCGGAAAUGUGAGAUCAUCCGAGACAGCACUUUCAGAGACUGCCACAGCAAGGUGGACCCCAGUGCGUACUAUGAUGCAUGUAUCGCGGAAGCCUGCGCAUGUGACAUGGAGGGCAAGUACCUGGGAUUCUGCACGUCCGUGGCUAUGUACGCGGAGGCAUGCAGCGCAGUUGGGGUCUGUGUCACCUGGAGAAAGCCCGAUCUUUGCCCUGUCUACUGUGACUACUAUAACGCCCCCGGAGAAUGCCGCUGGCAUUACGAACCUUGUGGGACAGUGACUGCAAAAACGUGCAAAGAUAGAGUUAUUGGCCAGAAAUUCUCUGCAGUUUUAGAAGGUUGUUAUGCUAAGUGCCCAGACAGUGCUCCUUAUCUGGACGAGAACACCAUGCAGUGCGUCCGUUUGUCUGAGUGCAGCUGCUUCUAUAAUGAUGUCAUACCAGCAGGUGGAGUGAUCCAAGAUAACUGUGGAAGAACAUGCUAUUGCCUCGCAGGAGAGUUGGUAUGCAGUGGAACUGCUUCUAAAAAUUCACCCUCUUCAGCAUUCCCACUGGGAACCAGUAGCUCAGGCACAGCGGCUUUCAUGUCAGGGUUUACAACAUCAAGCAAUGAAACAAUAGAAACAACUCUAAGUAUACCCAUUGAAGCUUUGACUACAGGGGCCACAGGAGCAUCAGCAAGUGGAGCCAAAAACAAAAUUACAGGUGACACAGACUUCAGAGAAGCUGGAUCAGGGGCCCCGACUGCACCCACAAUAGGACCUGAGGAAGAGACCUCAGCCAGUAAACCAAGCCCAGGAGCGACAAGCCCAGGAAAAUCAGGACCCUCAGCUGGUGAACCGACUAGAGCACCAGUCAGUGAAGUGACACCAUCUGAAACGGGCACCUUAGGUACCUCUGGGCCCUCAGGUGGUGCCACGGGUGGAGGUGAAGGUACACCUGAGUCUCCCAGCAGUGGGGCUACAAGUUCUUCAAAUAAGCCAGGCACAACUGGACAAUCGGCUGCAGGAUCAGGCACCACAACAGUAGCAUCCUCUGGAGUGACAGGAACAACGGGACCGUCACCUGGAGGGACAGGGAAAACUGAACCGUCAUCUGAAGUAUCUGGGACGAAGGGGACCAUCGCAGGAGUGACAGGGACAUCCAGACCGUCACCUGGGAAAUCGGGAACAACUGAACCAUCAGCUGAGGGGUCAGGGACGAUGACGCCAUCUUCUGAGCACCUAGGAACACCUGCACCAACAACUGGAGCGCCAGGAACAACUGUCCCAUCAGGGAGAGUGUCCAGCGGUGGAGGGUCCUCAUCGGGAACAGUAGGAACCACUAGAUCACAUGUUGUAGGUUCAGAGACAACUGGACCUUCAUCAAAGAUAAGUGAAGCAGCAACUGGAACGCCAGGGGCACCUGGGUCAUCGCCUGAACCAUCAUCGGCGACAGAACCAUCAGCUGGAGGAUCAGGGACAAGUGGAUCAGCCUCUGGAGAAUCAGAGACCCCAGGAUCAUCCACAGGACACUCAGGAACAACCGGAACAUCUGCUAGAGUUUCAGGAACAACUGAAUCGUUACCUGCAAAAUCAGGGACAACGCGACCAUCAGGCCCAGGAACAGGAACAACUGGCCCAACAGCUGAAAUGUCAGGAACCACUGGAGUAGCACGUGGAGGAUCGGGGACCACUGUGUCAGCAGCUGGAUUGCCAGGGACAAGUGUGUCAACUCCAGGUGGGUCAGGAGCAUAUGAGCCAUCGACUGGAACACCAGGGGCCACAGGUCCAUCUACUGGAGAACCGGGAUCAAGAGGGACAUCUUCCACAGGUUCGGAAACAACUGAAUCAUCUGAAAAAUCAAGGACAACUAGACCAUCAGGUCAGGGAAGAGGAACAAGUGGCCCAACAGGUGAAACGUCUGGAACCACUGGAGUAACAGCUGGAGGAUCAGGGGCAACUGGUUCAGGAGCUGGAUUGCCAGGGACGACAGGGUCACGUCAGGGAGGGUCCGGAACACAUGGGCCACCUUCAACGGGGAGACCAGCGGCAACUAGAACAUCUGUUGCGGGUUCAGCGACCACUGGCUCAUUCAGGGGAACAUCAGGGACAUCAGCAACGUUAGCAGAAGAACUGGGGACAGCGCAAGCAUCAACUGGAGUCCUGGGGACAACAGGGACAUCAGUGGUGACAGUCAGUGAAGGAGGAAGAACAACGGGGAAGCCAGGAAUAGAGAUGACCGCAUCUGGGGGAGCCUCCCGAGGGCCAGCGGGAACUACCAGAGGGCCCAGCAGGGGAAGCACAGCAGGAGCAGGAACCUCCGGGAGCGGAGCAGGCACACCCGAAGAACCAUAUGGAGCAACCACUGAAGCAGGUUCCACGGGUGGCACUCCUGGCUCUACAGUUGCACCUGAAAGUUUCAGUGCCGGCCCACAUAACAAAAUUCCACCAGUAUUAGCUGAAGGUAAGUCGAAAUUAAAAUGUCAAAAGUAUAUUUCUACACAAUGUAGUUUGAAAUAAUAUUUCAUCUUUUCUAUUUUUGCCAUAGAAACACAAU